AGCCCAUAAGCCGCAAUGCCAAAACCAGGUUUCUACGCUGUCAGAUUCGGGAGACGUCCAGGAGUGUACAUUACCUGGGCAGAAUGCCAACAACAGGUACAUAUGUUCCCCGGUGCUGUAUUCAAAAAGUUUGGCACUUAUGACGAAGCUAGUUUAUGGGCAUCUCUAAGGCCACAAACUCCUCCACCGCCGGAAACAUCAGAGACAGAUCGGAAGGAUGGCCUGAAAGAAUCAGAUAAGGGAAAGCGUAUCAGUGAUUCUGCCGACCCAUCAGCUCAACAUGGUCCGAGAUCCUCUUCCAAGGCAUCACCCUCACAUCCUCUGCAUCUCCCGUACCAACAGGAUUGCAAGCGCGAACGGUCAGAAGACACUGAUGAUACGGAGUCACCAGGAAGGAAAGCAAAGGCAGGCAAGCACGAUCGUAAUGAAGAUAAAAACGGGUAUGAUGGGUUCACGGCCAUGGAUGACUAUAUAUCGGUACUUCCCCCAGAUGAUGAGGCCGGCCAAAGCUCUUCAACGCAAGUAGACGGCAAUAUAACGACGGCAGAGCUUCCUGCAGUUGGAGGGGAGCCUGAACUUUCUUCUCAGCAAUCAGAAAUCCUCGCAAAGAUCAUGAACGGUGAAAACUUCUUCUUUACAGGAUCCGCUGGUACGGGGAAAUCUGUUUUGUUACGAGCUAUCAUCAAAGCAUUCAAGGAGAAGGAAGGAGAGAGAGAACAGAGAGAGGCCACCCGAUCAUUCAGGAGUUGGCAAGGAUACCGUGGGGCCCAAAAAGCGGAGAAAGAAGAAGUAGUCAAAUGGUCACUUGCAGUCACAGCAAGCACCGGUAUGGCUGGCGUGAACAUUGGCGGUACGACGAUUCACUCUUGGGCAGGGAUAGGACUUGGCGUAGACAAUGCAGAAAAGCUGGCUAAUAAAGUCCGGGCCAAUGCGCUAUCUCGCAAACGUUGGAGAACAACUGCAGCUCUAGUCAUUGAUGAAAUUUCGAUGAUUGACGCCCCACUCCUCGACAAACUCGACCACAUCGGCCGUAUAGUUCGCAACGAUGACCGUCCCUUUGGAGGUAUCCAACUCAUCCUCACCGGAGACUUUUUCCAACUCCCACCUGUGACUAAGGGCCAGAUCCCUCAAUUCGCUUUCGAAGCUAAAUGCUGGCCCAAACUUUUCUCUCACAAAAAUAUUAAGACCCUCACCCGCGUAUUCCGUCAGCGAGAUGACAGAUUCAUUAAUAUGCUCGAAGCUAUGCGUCGGGGUACUAUCACGCCCGAUGACACUGUACUCCUUCAAUCUCUUAACCGUCCGAUCGAAUACCCAGAUAACAUCGAACCGGUUGCCCUUUACCCUCAAAAAAGAGAUGUGGAAUUUGUCAAUAGCGCUCGGCUAGAUGCUUUACCUGGAGCGGUAACGCUUUAUGACUGUCACGACGAACCGGGAUUCACCGCUGGUGGUUUCCCAAUCAGUAGAACAGAGGCAACUAUCAAACUGAACAAGAAUACCAUCUGGCCUCAGCACCUGUCACUCAAAGAAGGUGCGCAGGUCAUGCUCGUAACAAACAUGGGUGAUGGCGUCCUAGUGAAUGGCUCAACCGGUACUGUCGUCGACUUUCUCACUAUCCCAGAUGCUAUCAAACGGGGUAUCCAUCUACCCGAAGCGGCUAUCAAAGGCCAAACAUCGAUGGAUCUGGAAUUUCCGGUAGUAGCAUUUGCCCAAUCUAAAUUUGCGAGGAAGAAGGUCCCAGAAAGAGUUAUCAUCCCUUCGAUGAGCGUUGAUAUGCUGAAUGCUUUGGGACAGCCGGAAGCGACUAGAUAUCAAAUCCCGCUGAUCUUGGCAUGGGCACUUACCAUCCACAAAAGCCAAGGUCAAACACUGGAGCGAGUUAAGAUUGAUCUUGCCAAAAUUUUCGUUGAAGGUCAGACAUAUGUUGCUAUCUCCCGAGCGGUCAGUUUAGAUAGUUUAGAAGUCCUCAAUUUCCGUCCCCACUCUGUAAAAGCCCAUUCAAAGGUCAUCGAUUGGGCAAGGCCAUACGAGGAAGAGCAAGCGGCAGAGGAGGAGUGGAAUAAUCUCGAGGAUAACAUUGGUAUAUUGUAUUAGAAGAGCAUCUUUCAUUAGCCACGCAUCAUAUCUCUCAAAUUAUCAUUUGUGUACUCGACCGCCCAUGUCCCAUUUGUUCAUAUCAAACAUGUAUCAGCCGUCGAU
This is a messenger RNA of Cryptococcus deneoformans JEC21, 2196 nucleotides long. Its product is annotated as mitochondrial DNA repair and recombination protein PIF1 precursor, putative. Gene Ontology annotation, biological process: DNA repair; telomere maintenance. The coding region runs from base 16 to 2091 and encodes 691 amino acids. NCBI's taxonomy places the organism in Eukaryota, Fungi, Basidiomycota, Tremellomycetes, Tremellales, Cryptococcaceae. Gene Ontology annotation, molecular function: DNA helicase activity. The transcript is spliced from 10 exons. The record is from RefSeq and is a predicted model, not a curated record.